Linum tenue is the source of this 660-nucleotide messenger RNA. Lineage: Eukaryota; Viridiplantae; Streptophyta; Magnoliopsida; Malpighiales; Linaceae. The record is from the annotation of a GenBank genome assembly.
AUGGAUGAUGAAGUAGACGAUGAAGAAGAAGACCCGACCUGCCCGACGAUCCCUUUCACGGUGGCUGAGAAAAUACGUUGGAGAAGGGAGUGGCGAUCGGCGUUGGUGGUAAAAGGGCUAGGGCGGCGGGUGUCAUACAUACCGCUAGCAAGACGUCUGAAUUUCUUAUGGGCACGGAAUGGAGAGAUACAAAUCUCGGACAUGAAUAAUGGUUGUUUCCUCGUUCGAUUUAGAAGCCACAAGGAUUAUGAAGGGGCGACGAUGGGUGGGCCCUGGCUGCUGGGUGACACAUACUUGACGGUUCAUCGAUGGUUCAAAGGCUUCAAUCCAUGGAAGACAGAAGUGACAUCGACAAUGGUUUGGGCACAACUACCGGAGCUGCCCAUUGAAUUCAUCAACAAGGAAGCAGUUAUGAAGAUUGGGGAAUGGUUGGGAAAACCGGUUCGGGUGGAUCGUGCAACUGAACUCGGAGCUAGAGGCAAAUAUGCUAGAGUCUGUAUCGAAGUAAAUUUAACCCAGCCGCUUAUAUCUAAGUUUAAAAUCGAAGGGGUAACGUACCUGGUCCAAUAUGAGGGACUUGAUGAUCUAUGUACAGAUUGUGGCACAUAUGGGAAGAAAGCUGGUAAAUGUCAUUGUGUCCCAGCGGGCCAGGCGAUGUAG